GGGCAUCAUGGCAAAGUAGAUCCAUCCGCCUCGCCUUCAAACAGGUGUCAGUCGGACGCAGCUCCAGCGGAACUUUUAACUUUUUUUAUUUUCAUUUUUUCCCCUUCUUCUUUUAUUUUUUUAAUGUUCUCCAACAUGGUCUCCAAGCUGACGUCCCUGCAGCAGGAGCUCCUGAGCGCACUGCUGGACUCCGGACUCACCAGGGAAGUUCUGAUCCAGGCACUGGACGACAUGGACCCCAACUCGGCCAUCGGCUUCGGGGUGAAGCUGGAGCGGCUUCAACCGCCGCCGUCACCCCGAGCUCACAAAAACAGCCAUCAUCAUCACAACCGCAACGACGGCCACAACGCGGGCGGAGAGUGCGACGCCAAGCCGGUCUUCCACACGCUGAGCAACGGGCACGGGAAGACGGCCGCCAAGCUGUCCGGCGACGAGGGCUCGGAGGACGGGGACGACUUCGACACGCCGCCCAUCCUCAAGGAGCUCCAGUCACUCAACACGGAGGAGGCCGCCGAGCAGCGUGCCGAAGUUGAACGCAUGCUAGCGGAGGAUCCGUGGCGAGCGGCCCGGAUGAUCAAAGGUUACAUGCAGCAGCACAACAUCCCGCAGCGUGAGGUGGUGGACAUCACCGGCCUCAACCAGUCGCACCUGUCGCAGCACCUCAACAAGGGCACCCCGAUGAAAACCCAGAAGCGAGCCGCCCUGUACACGUGGUACGUGCGCAAGCAACGGGAGAUCCUCAGACAGUUCAACCAGGCGGCGCAAGGUUCUGGCAGCAAUAUGACAGACAAGGGCAAUCAGGAUCCGGCCUUUUUUUUCCCAGAGUUCAACUCGUCUAGUCAAGGCAUGGGUCAGACCGGCGACGAUGUCGGCGGCGAGCCGUCCUCCAAGAAAAUGAGACGGAAUCGAUUCAAAUGGGGGCCAGCCUCGCAGCAGAUCCUCUACCAGGCCUACGAGAGGCAGAAGAACCCUAGCAAGGAGGAGAGAGAAUCGCUAGUGGAGGAGUGCAACAGAGCCGAGUGCCUUCAGAGGGGUGUGUCGCCGUCUAAAGCUCAGGGCCUGGGCUCCAACCUGGUGACGGAGGUGCGUGUGUACAACUGGUUCGCCAACCGACGGAAGGAGGAAGCGUUCCGACAGAAACUGGCCAUGGAUGCCUACAGCACGCCCGCAACGCAUAGCAUCAACCCGCUGCUCUCCCACGGCUCACCGCACCACCCGCAGGGAAGCACUUCACCACCAAUGCGAUACAGUCAAGGCCCGGGCGAGGUGACGUCGUCCACCGGCAUAAGUCACCACAGCGGCAUGACCGGCGGCCAGUCGGUUCUUCAGCAGGUGUCUCCGGGGGGCCUGGACCCCAGUCAUAGCCUGCUGUCACCCGACGCCAAAAUGAUUUCAGGUUCGGGAGGCGGCCUUCCUCCAGUCAGCACGCUGACCAACAUCCACAGUUCACAUCACAGCCACCAGCAGACGCAAAACCUCAUCAUGCCGCUUUCUGGGGUCAUGGCCAUCGCACAAAGUUUGAACACGUCGCAAUCUCAGUCAGUGCCGGUGAUCAACAGUGUGGCGGGCAGCCUAGCGGCGCUGCAGCCAGUCCAGUUCUCGCAGCAGCUUCACAGUCCUCACCAGCAGAGUCUGGUGCAACAGUCGCCUGCUCACAUGAGCCAGCAGCCCUUCAUGGCCGCCGUUACACACUCGCACAUUUAUCCUCACAAGCAGGAGCCUCCGCAAUACUCGCAUCCGUCGCGUUUCCCGUCGGCCAUGGUGGUGACGGACGCCAACGGAAUCGGGACGCUCGGUUCCAUGUCGGCCAGCAAGACGGAGGCUCCGGUAAACAAGAUGGUGCCGCUCGGGGGUCUCUCCUGGCUUCUUGUUCCUUGGAGCUGA
Messenger RNA from Nerophis lumbriciformis (worm pipefish), 1884 nucleotides. Lineage: Eukaryota; Metazoa; Chordata; Actinopteri; Syngnathiformes; Syngnathidae. The record is from RefSeq and is a predicted model, not a curated record.